AUGCAUACCUUCACCCUAACCCUCCUAUCCCUCCUCCCAUUCUCCCUCGCCUCAACCCACUCCCGACCCAACGACUCCGGUUCAUUCUCCUCCCUAACCCAAUCCUACUACCCCCCAACAGCAGAUUGCAUCGACCACCUAAUCCCCGUCCCGAUAACCUCCUCAAACUUCUUCUUCAACUUCACAAAAUGGACGUCGGACCUCGAACUCACCGAUUUCCUCUCCAUCGCCACGACCCGUCCGUCCGCUGGCUUCCCAGGCGUGCUCGAGCCGCCGACGGCUCCAGAGACCGCAACUUUUGAAAUCGCAGCGAGUUUCUGCACGCCGAAGAUCAAGAACGGAAAGGAGAAGACCGUGAUCUUCGCGACGCAUGGGAUUGGACCGGCGAGAGCACAUUGGAAUAGUCCGUGGCGGCCCGAGGAGUUUAAUUUUGUGCAGGCGGCGGUGGCGGAGGGGUAUAGUGUGUUUUUCUAUGAUCGGUUGGGGUGUGGUGCUAGUCAGAAGAUCUCCGGAUUCAAAAACCAACUCAGCAUUGCAACAUCCAUAAUCCAAGUCCUCACCUCGUUCGUACGAGCCGGACAAUACACAGGCGACAUCAAGGCCGAGAAAAUCGCCCAUAUCGGCUUUUCGUUUGGCGCGUUAGCUACUCAUGGGGCUAUCUCGAUGACACCGGAGAUCUCAGACGCGGUGAUAUUGACUGCGAUUGGGUUCAACAGCUCGGGAUUGAACGUUAAUGGGCUUGCGAGGAGUUUUGUGCCGCGGAUUGCAGCAUUGCAGAAUCCGCGAUUGUAUGGGGAUAGGGAUAAUGGGAUGGUGACAUGGGUUGAUAAGUUUGCGCAGGUUCAGAAUUAUUUCAAAAAGCCCAAUUUCGACGAAGCGACUAUCGAUUUCGUUGAAGCCGCCAAAGAACCAUUUGCUAUCACCGAAUUCCUGACUCUCCUAACUGGUCCAACGGACGCUAGUAAUUUCACGAAACCAGCGCUCCACAUCUCAGGAGAACAAGAUUACAUAUUCUGCGAUGGUCUUUGCACAGGCAUAUUUGAAGAACCAGCACGAACAAUCUAUAAGAACGCAAAUCCGUUGCAGUUGACGCUGCAUCCGGGGGCGAGUCAUAAUAUUAAUUUUCAUCAUAAUGCGACGGGGGCGUAUAGGGUUAUUACUGAUUUUUUGAAGAAUAAUGGGUUGUAA
Molecule: messenger RNA, 1188 nt
Organism: Glarea lozoyensis ATCC 20868
Lineage: Eukaryota; Fungi; Ascomycota; Leotiomycetes; Helotiales; Helotiaceae
Product: alpha/beta-Hydrolase
Exons: 4
Coding region: 1-1188 (395 amino acids)
Source: RefSeq, a predicted model, not a curated record